Messenger RNA from Aegilops tauschii subsp. strangulata, 729 nucleotides. The record is from RefSeq and is a predicted model, not a curated record. Lineage: Eukaryota; Viridiplantae; Streptophyta; Magnoliopsida; Poales; Poaceae.
AUGCGUGAGUGGAACGACGGUGAGCCGCGGCAGAAGCGGAGGUCGGAGGACCGCCGCGAGCCCCGCCGUCCUUCUCCUGAUGCGCUGCGCCGCGAGGAGGAGUUGCGCCGGGAGCUGCGGGAGCUCCGCGACGGCCGGCGCGAUGACCGGCGUUCGCCGGCUCGUCGUGACGACAGAGGCCGGUCGCGCUCUCCCCGCCGCCGCUCGCCAUCCCCUCCGCCUCGGCGCGGCCGAACUCCUUCCCCACCUCGCUCGUCGCUCCCUGCCUCGUCACGCCCCCCUGCUCAGCCUUCUGCCCGGGCCCCGCGGAAGUAUCUCCCACCCCACGCCGCCUCGCCUUCGGUGCCGGCCGCCCCGGGCACCGGUCCUUCCCGCGGCCGUCAGGGUCCGUCCAAGAAGAAGAAGCGCCGCGGUCAGGGGCGGGGCGCCCCCGCUUCGCUUCCCCCGGUGGCUCCGGGUUCAUCCCCGGCCCCGGGCCCAGUGUCCAACCUACCUCGUCCCCCGUGCUUCAAUUGCGGGGUGGCGGGGCACUCGCAAGUUAGCUGCGUCAACCCCCAGUGUCCCGCCCUGCUAUGUCCUGCUUGCCCUGUGACGUCGAAGCUCAUGAUGUACGGCCACGGGAUUGAGGGGCUGGGCUUCUUCCACCUCGAGGUCCCCGAUCUCCCACCGCCCACCCCCUCCCUUCAGGCGAUCGUCACUGUGGUCGACGGGUUGCCUCUCCGGAGAUGA